AUGGCAAAAUUCCGAGUCGUAUUCAAUGCUUCCGCAAAAACAUCGAAUGGCAUAUCAUUAAAUGAUACACAACUCGCUGGCCCCCCAAUACAGGAUUUAUUACUUAACCUUUUGCUUCGCUUCAGGCAGCAUCGAAUAGCAUUCACAGCUGAUGUGGAGAAAAUGUUCAGGCAAGUCAAGGUUGACAACAGGCAGUGGCAACAGAUACUCUGGCGGGAAUCAUCCGAUCAGCCCAUUCGCACAUAUCAAUUGGCUAUCGUUACAUAUGGCACAACUAGUGGCACAUAUUUGGCUGUUUGCGCUAUGCAGCAAUGUGGCAGAGACAAUUCUUAUAAACUCUCAGAUGAAUUACGAGCUAAAACUGCUUUGCACAGCAUCCUGAAUGAUUUCUACGUAGACGACUACCUUAAGAGUACACCUUCUAUUGGCAUGGCGAUUCAACUGGCGGCCGAUGUCUCAUCUGUUUUGGCAGACGAUCAGUUCCAUCUCAGGAAAUGGAAAUCGAAUAGCGCUGAAGUCUUGGCACAUCUUCUUGGCGAUGCUGAUCCAUGUCAGCUUAAUCCGCACUUGGCAGAAACUACUGUUCUUGGCUUACACUGGGAUCCACUCACUGAUGAGCUCUUCUAUCAGGUCAGCUCUUAUGAUGCACAACAUCUUACGAAAAGGCAAGUGCUUAGCGAUGCCGAAAAAUUAUAUGAUCCAAUUGGCAUGUUGGCACCAGUCAUCAUUACGGCUAAACUUUUCAUACAGAAACUCUGGCAGGCAAAAUUGGCAUGGGACGACCCAUUACCACUUGAACUGUUGCAAGAAUGGCUCAUAUACCGAAGGCAGCUGUCCUAA
Teleopsis dalmanni is the source of this 840-nucleotide messenger RNA. RefSeq lists its product as uncharacterized. The coding region runs from base 1 to 840 and encodes 279 amino acids. The record is from RefSeq and is a predicted model, not a curated record. Lineage: Eukaryota; Metazoa; Arthropoda; Insecta; Diptera; Diopsidae. The transcript has a single exon.